Molecule: messenger RNA, 2367 nt
Organism: Elaeis guineensis (African oil palm)
Lineage: Eukaryota; Viridiplantae; Streptophyta; Magnoliopsida; Arecales; Arecaceae
Product: SPX domain-containing membrane protein OsI_17046
Biological process (GO): transmembrane transport
Cellular component (GO): membrane
Molecular function (GO): transmembrane transporter activity
Source: RefSeq, a predicted model, not a curated record
GAUGGCUUCGGAUGGGAUCAAUUUUCGCCACUCCAUGACGGCUUAUAAAUAGAAUCCAGCUCCGCCACCGCUCGGCCCGCGAUCACGUGGUUCCGCUUCGCCGUGUCGGAUCGGGAGUGCGCUCCGAGACCCGCUUAAGCCGUGGCCAUCUCGGUCAUUGGGUUUGCUGAUGGUCAUCUAAGAGUUCAGAAGCAUUGCAACGCGAGACUCGGAUUUCUUCCUGUCUUAUAUGUAUAAUUCUUGUGGGUAUAGAUUCACAUAUCAGACGCUAGGAUGGUUAACUUUGGAAAGAGAUUAAUGGCAGAUCAAGUUCAGGAAUGGAAGGGAUACUACAUUAACUACAAGUUAAUGAAGAAGAAAGUAAAGCAAUAUGUUCAGCAGACUCAGGCAGUUGGAAAUGAUCGUCGUCAGGUUCUUAAGGAGUUCUCAAGGAUGUUAGAUGACCAGAUUGAAAAGAUUGUCCUCUUUCUGUUGGAACAACAAGGUCUUCUUGCAAGCAGAAUUCAGAAAUUGGGAGAGCAGCGUACAAUUCUUUUAGAGCAGCCAGAUAUGUCCCAAAUAUAUCAACUACGUGAAGCAUAUAGGGCAGUAGGACAUGAUCUACUGAAGCUUCUUAGGUUUGUUGAGAUGAAUGCUACUGGUAUUCGCAAGAUACUGAAAAAAUUUGAUAAGCGCUUUGGCUAUAGAUUCACUGAUUACUAUGUUACUACUCGAGCAAAUCAUCCUUAUUCUCAGCUGCAACAGGUCUUCAAGCAUGUGGGAAUAGUGGCUGUUGUAGGUGCCUUAUCUCGCAACCUUGCAGAUUUUCAGGAUCGUCAAGGAAGCUAUUUAUCCAUUUAUGAUCAGCCAUCUGUACCUCUCAAGGAUCCUGUUAUAGACCAAAUAAAUGCAUCAGUAGACAGGCUAACACAUUCAACAAAUUUCCUUCAAUUCUUAGGGCAGCAUGCACUUAUUGUUCAAGAAGAUAUACCAAGUGCAGCAGAGGAUCAUGUUGAUGACCAAAGAUACCAUUUUAUGUCUCUUCUUCUGAACUUGGCAAACACUUUCCUUUAUAUGGUCAACACAUACAUUAUUGUGCCAACUGCAGAUGACUACUCAUUGAGCCUUGGUGCUGCAGCAACAGUAUGUGGUGUGAUUAUUGGGUCAAUGGCUGUUGCACAAGUAUUCUCUUCAAUCUAUUUUAGUGCAUGGUCAAACAAGUCAUACUUCAGACCGCUUGUAUUUAGCAGCAUCAUGCUUUUUAUGGGAAAUAUGUUAUAUGCUUUGGCUUAUGAUCUCAACUCAAUAGCUAUUCUUUUGAUCGGUCGCCUUUUAUGUGGGUUGGGUUCUGCUAGGGCUGUGAAUCGUCGUUACAUUAGUGAUUGUGUGCCUCUUAAAAUUCGCAUGCAAGCCUCUGCAGGUUUUGUGAGUGCCAGUGCUCUUGGAAUGGCUUGUGGUCCCGCCCUUGCUGGCUUGCUCCAAACAAAUUUCAAGCUUUACUCGCUGACAUUUAAUCAAAACACCUUACCAGGAUGGGUGAUGUCUCUGGCUUGGCUUGUGUAUUUAGUUUGGUUGUGGAUUUCAUUUAAAGAACCAGUGCAUGACACCAAAGAAGACCUUCCUCCACAGGAUGUCGAUGCUGGACGCUUGGAAAAUGAGAGACUAGAGAGUGGUCUUGUGCAACCUCUUCUCGUAAAUUCAAAAGAGAAGCAAGAUGAAGAUGGAGAGCAAGAUUUUGACGACAGUGAAGAAGCCUCUGAAGAGUCCCACAGGCCUGCAACUUCUAUUGCUUCAGCCUAUAGACUGCUUACACCAUCAGUGAAGGUCCAAUUGUUGAUCUACUUCAUGCUCAAAUAUGCAAUGGAGAUUUUACUUUCUGAAUCAAGUGUCGUAACCACAUUAUACUUUAGUUGGUCUACGAGCACAGUGGCCAUUUUUCUAGCAAUCCUUGGACUGACAGUUCUUCCUGUAAAUGCCAUUGUUGGAAGCUACCUUACCAACAUGUUUGAGGACAGGCAAAUCCUGUUGGCAUCUGAAUUUAUGGUGUUGGUAGGUAUAAUUCUAAGCUUCCGUGUCACAAGACUGUACUCCGUGCCACAAUAUGUCUGCUCAGCACUCAUCACCUUCGUCUCUGCCGAAGUACUUGAAGGGGUCAAUCUCUCCCUUCUUUCUCAAGUCAUGUCAUCCCGGCUUGCCCGUGGUACCUACAAUGGUGGCUUGCUGUCAACCGAAGCUGGGACCUUGGCUCGGGUGGUUGCUGAUGGCACGAUCACAUUGGCCGGCUACUUGGAUGAAGACCAGCUCCUAAAUGUCACUCUGCUACCUUCCCUGUUGAUCUGUCUAGCUUCCAUUGCUGCUACCUUCUUUACAUACAACACUAUGUAUUGA